AUGUCUGUGAAUAAAGAAGAUACACUGCGUCAGUUUUGCGAUGUUACCGGUGCCGAUGAAAACCGCAGUAGAUUCUUUUUAGAAUCUUCUAAUUGGCAACUAGAAGUAGCUCUAUCUAGCUUUUAUGAACAUGGUGGUAAUGUAGAAGAAGCCCCAGCUGCGGCUAAUGUACCACCUAUGUCAGAUAGUGAUAUGGAUUCCCCACCAAGAUCUCCAAACCGACCACAAAAGAAAGACAAGAAGAAAGGAAAUCCACAAUUUGCUACUUUAGAAUCAUUACAGCAAGAAAGUUCCAGCGAUGAAGAAGAAGGUCAAGCCUUCUAUGCGGGGGGUUCUGAAAGAUCAGGCCAACAAAUAAUUGGGCCUGGUAAGGGACAAGACAUAGUGUCAGCAAUGUUUAAGAGUGUCAGAGAGCGUGGUGCCGUAGUGUUUGAAGAUGGGCCAGCUUCCACCAGCCGAGGCCGAGGCGGAGUCUUCAGUGGGGUUGGUUACAGAUUAGGUCAAACGGCUGACGACCAUGAACCAGUGGCAGAGGGGAAAGCACAACAGGAUAGUAAUCAACACCGUUUAGUUCGCCUCCAGUUAUACAGGGAAGGGUUCACAGUGGACGGUGGUCCGCUCCGGCAGUACACGGACCCCAGCAAUGCAGACUUCCUCAGCUGCAUUCGGAGAGGUGAGAUCCCAUCAGAACUGUCAGGGUCUAGUGGUGAAGUCCGUCUGAGCUUGGAGGACCGGCGUCAUGAGGAGUGUCCUCGGGCUCCCUCGCACCAGGCCUUCUCCGGCAAGGGUCACAUGCUGGGCAGCCCGACGCCGGCGACGGUGGGCGCGCCGGCGGCGGCGGCGGCGGGCGCGGACCGCGACGCCAACGCGCGCGCCGCGCAGCGCGCCGUGCGCCUCGACGACGCCGCGCCCGCCACCACCGUGCAGUUCCGUUUGGCCGACGGCAGCCGUCUGACCGGGCGUUUCAACCACACACACACGGUGGCCGACCUCAUGCAGUACGUGUCUCGCGCGGAGCCCGCCUACCAGCUGCAGAGCUUCGCCCUCCUGACCACCUUCCCCAGCACAGAGCUCACAGACCACACACAGACACUCAAGGACGCCAACCUCCUAAAUACUACGCUGUUGCAACGACUCAAG
Molecule: messenger RNA, 1140 nt
Organism: Brenthis ino (lesser marbled fritillary)
Lineage: Eukaryota; Metazoa; Arthropoda; Insecta; Lepidoptera; Nymphalidae
Source: the annotation of a GenBank genome assembly